Molecule: messenger RNA, 543 nt
Organism: Anoplophora glabripennis (Asian longhorned beetle)
Lineage: Eukaryota; Metazoa; Arthropoda; Insecta; Coleoptera; Cerambycidae
Exons: 3
Coding region: 88-543 (151 amino acids)
Source: RefSeq, a predicted model, not a curated record
CCAAGAAGCAGGUCGAACUUUACUACGUGUUCCGGUACCGGUUGUUGUUGUUUUUUUUUUUAAAUAAAUACGUAGAUCUCGUAAAAGAUGCAGUUCUCAUCGACGGGAUUUCUUACCAUUGUUCUAUUGGCGGUCCAGGGUCCAUUCACGGACGCCGCCAAUAAGUUUGGGAAUCAGUUUAAGGAUGGUUUCCACUUGGACUUGCGCGAAAUACAAAGACAGAAUCAGAUCACGACGCAGAUCUUACAGAAUUAUUUGGAGAAGAGGCUUUUCGGGGACAACCGCUCGUCUAAGCCGCCCAGUCUCUGGGAGAUACUGCCGAGGAGCAGAAGAAAACCCACGAACAACAUACAGGAGGUGAUCAAUGGAACGCACGGGGAGAAGGAGACGCUGCAGAGCGUCGAGUCGGAGAGGGUAUCGGCGUAUGAGGACUACCAGGACGACGAGGAAUUCGAUGAGAACGAAGUGCCGGUCGAUAUUAGUACGCAAUUUAUCGUACUUUACACUUUGAGCGACUUUGAAAUGUCCGCGUGCGUUGAAUGA